AUGGAGGCGGGCACGCCAAAAACAGCACUGGAAGAAUUUGUGAAGCUUCUCUUAGAAAAUGGAGGGGAGCUGGAGCUAGGCCGUGCAGUAUUACUUCUUUCCGUACGCAACCGUAAAGUUGUUUCAGAUUUUGGCGCGUUAGAGUUCGUGAAAAGGUUUCCGCAACUAUUCAUGGUCAGCCAGACCAGACAAAAGAAGUCGAAAGUAAUGGUGAAGUUGGAUGUACCUCUACAGUUUUGUCUUCAAGCUGGAGAAACCGGUGGAUGUACUGAUAGACNUUUGCAAACCAUUUCUGAUGAAUACAAGAAAACAGAGAAAACAUUUCAAGAGACCAUGGAUGGAAGUCACAAAAUCAUCAGGAUUGAGCGAGUGCAGAACCCGGAUUUGUGGACUCAGUACACACAAAGAAAAAGCCGCAUGGCUAAGAAAUCUGGCAAAGAACCUGAGGAGCGGCGACUUUUCCACGGCACUAAGCCCGACACUGCUAAGGCCAUCUGCCAGCAAGGGUUUGACUGGCGAAUGUGUGGAAAACAUGGAACAACUUAUGGAAAGGGAAGUUAUUUUGCUUGUAACGCCAACUAUUCACACCGUUUCUCCAAUCACGGUGUUUCUCUAGGUCAUAAGCAAAUGUUCUUGGCUAGAGUAGUGGUGGGUUCUUACACUAGCGGUAACAGUUCCCUGACUCGACCUCCGCCCAAGGAUCCAUCUAAGCCAAAUGUGUUGCACGAUUCGUGCUGCGAUAACACAGCUAAUCCAGCAUUGUUUGUUAUCUUUGAAAACGGGCAGUCUUAUCCUGAGUUCUUGAUCACAUACCUCUGAUCUGGACCUUCUACUGCCAUACGGUACCAUACCUUACCGUACAAUAGCGUAACGUAACGUAUCAUACCGUAAAGUACUGUAACGCACCACUGUUACGUUACUUGUUUUGCAAUAUUUGAAGUUAUUUUCAUAUGUUUGUAAGAACUUUCACAUAGCCUACAAUUGUAGGUUUUCUUAGAUUUAGGUAGAAAUUUACCAAUUAUGAUAAGUUUAGAUAAUAUACCUAAGAGAACAACUCUUGGUUUAGGUUUUAGACAAUCCUUAAUAAAGGCCACUCUUUGCGUAACUUCAUUCCAACACAGGGAAAAGGCGUACUGAGUUGCGGGUUAUAUAGUAGGUGCAUUUUCCAGAGAAAAAAAAUAUUCAUGGCGUGUACUGCAACUCUGGUAUUGUAUUUGACACCGAUAAAUGAAGCAAAAUUGAAGAAAAACGUGCGACAGUACUUGAAAAGAAUUCGCGACA
This is a messenger RNA of Orbicella faveolata, 1281 nucleotides long. Its product is annotated as protein mono-ADP-ribosyltransferase PARP12-like. NCBI's taxonomy places the organism in Eukaryota, Metazoa, Cnidaria, Anthozoa, Scleractinia, Merulinidae. The record is from RefSeq and is a predicted model, not a curated record. Gene Ontology annotation, cellular component: nucleus. Gene Ontology annotation, molecular function: NAD+ poly-ADP-ribosyltransferase activity; metal ion binding.